Ictalurus furcatus (blue catfish) is the source of this 3641-nucleotide messenger RNA. RefSeq names its product probable endonuclease 4. The transcript is spliced from 8 exons. Lineage: Eukaryota; Metazoa; Chordata; Actinopteri; Siluriformes; Ictaluridae. Gene Ontology annotation, molecular function: zinc ion binding; phosphoric diester hydrolase activity; DNA binding. Gene Ontology annotation, biological process: base-excision repair. Bases 696 to 1694 code for a protein of 332 amino acids. The record is from RefSeq and is a predicted model, not a curated record. Gene Ontology annotation, cellular component: mitochondrion; nucleus.
GGAGGGGGCUUAUUAACUUCGUCUAAUUAAUUAGGAAAGCAUAUCUAAUCAGUAUGUUUUGGGAAAGUCUCCUGGUCAGAGCUACUGCUCAACCAAAUCCAACCUUGAGGAAGCUGUGUAUCUGUGUGUAUAUGUGCGCGUAUGUGUGUCGGUGUGUGUGUGUGCACUCUGUUGUCAUAGGAUGUUCGGAGGUCAACUGAUCAUUUGACGAGACAACUGGAGCCUAAAAACUCAGAUUGAUGACCUCAGGGGUUCACGGUGUCUCUAAACCAGGAUGUGACUGACGUACAGAUAACCGAUGAGGAUAUUCUUCUGACUCUCAGCCCAUAUGUGGAAAUUUCCUAUCUUUAUCUAUGCCUUAACCAAUCAGAAUCAUUCAAAAUGACAUCAUGACUAGCUUAGUGAUUGUGUGAGAGUAUAAUUGUUUCUGUAAUGAGUGUGUACGCAGAGCGGCCUACAAACUCCUUGCUGAGUGUUGAAGCUGACUUCUGCUGAUGAGACUGCAACCUAUUCUACAGUAAAAUUUUCUUCAAUUGACUGCAUCUCUUGACUCCUGGUCUUCAGUCAUCAUAUCUGGUCCCAUCUGGGUCUUUAACUGUAAAAUUCCCCUACAGUUCUGGUGGAGAAAACGGGCAAUCAUUCUUUGGUAACAUUCCUGGCUAAUCAACAAACAAGGUAACUAACUUGAAAAAGGGAUGGGUCCACACAAAAGAGGAGAGAAGAGGAGAAAAGAAAGAGAUCUGGUAAAAAUGGAGGAAGUUGAAGACUCAGCUGAAUUAGGUGAACCAUCAGAAGACGGCACUGCAGAAAUGGUGAGGGAAAAGAAAGGAAGGACUGAAGAACAAAAAAAGUACAUUGGUGCUCAUGUCUCCAUAGCAGGAGGCAUAUGGAAAGCAGUUGAAGCAAGUGUAGACAUGGGGGGUCACAGUUUUGGAUUAUUUUUGGGUUCCCAACGAACUUGGCAAAGACCUGCCCUUGAUCAGACUGCUGCAGUGAAAUUCCAGCAGGCAUGUACUCAACACGGCUUUGAUCCAAAACAGAUUCUGCCACAUGGAUCUUACCUGAUGAACUGUGGCUCUCCCAAGGAAGAUGUAUUUGCUAAGAGCCAGGCCAUGCUGGUUGAUGAACUCAGUCGUUGCAGUGUUUUGGGCCUCACUCAGUUCAACUUCCACCCUGGGGCCUCCAUGGGCUCCAGCAAAGAGCAGUGCUUCGAGAGGAUUGCCCAAGCUAUAAACCAUGCUCACCAGCAAAUACCUGCAGUCUGUACCGUUCUUGAAAAUAUGAGUGGACAGGGAAGCACUGUGGGUGGACAGUUCAACGAGUUGAAGAGCAUAAUUGACCAUGUUCGAGAUAAGACUCGUGUUGGAGUAUGUCUAGACACAUGCCAUGCAUUUGCAGCAGGUUAUGACAUUUCUUCAGCAGGAGGAGUGAAGUCUGUGCUUGAUGAAUUUGACCAGGUGGUUGGACUUCACUACCUGAGAGCUGUUCAUCUCAAUGACUCAAAAGGUAAAUUGGGCUGCCAUUUGGAUCGCCAUGAGGACAUCGGCCGUGGAAAGAUUGGCAUCUCUGCUUUCCGAAACAUUGUGAACGAGCCUCGACUCGACAACAUCCCUCUCAUUCUUGAGACCCCUGGCCGCCCAGGUUUUGAAUAUGCUGAGCAAAUAAAGCUCCUGUAUUCUCUCUGUGAGGACUAGAAUGCAUAGGGGCCUCUUCAUUAGACAAGUAUAAACAUUUUGUGUCCUGUUUGAUUCUACUCACAUACUGUACAUUUCAUACAAACGUACAAUAAACAUAAAUUGGGUUUAAAUAAUCUGUUAAGUAUUAAGUGUAAGUGAUUGUUUGCACAUUUGGAAUUUAGCAGUUUAGUCAGCAGAGGGAGCUGGAAACAAGGCUAAAAUGAUACACUAAGUAGAAACCCCGACUGUGAAUCCUAAAAUAGGUCUACUGAUGCAAUUCCGCUUUCAUAUUGUACUUUCAUACAUUUUAAAGAAUUUACUCAAUCACUACUUUUCUGCUUUCCCAGCCCUGAGAAUUGUGAGAGUGAGUAAUUCACUGUGAUAUUCUUCCUCUUUCCCCUAUUCAGACUAAUGCUUGUCCCUUUCGUUUACUAUUAGCAGGAAAUGCCAUGUUUUUCAUUUUAUUCUUCGAUUGGGUGUUAUUGGACAGUUUAGGUUACUGAUUGAAGUUGCAGUUCUUCUUGAGGGCACUGUGGAGGAAGAGGGUUAGUGUGAAUUUUGACAGAAAAGGAAAGGUGCCUUGGUUAGGAAGUUUUCUCCGAUUCACUGCCAGCCUACAGGAAAUGCCAGUCACACACAAAUCUGUUCUAGCAGCCUCGGCCUCUGGAUUGGAUCACUGGGUUAGACAAGACUGUACAGACUGUAGAGCAAUAAAAGUUACAGUGAUUGGCUUUAUUUAGCCUUUGUCUGAUAUGUAGUUUCUCCAAAAGGCAGAUACAAAUGUGAAUGAACACUGAUAUAACGCAAUCUUUUGGAAAUACAAAUACAAAACACAGUAUGAGUACAAGUUUUUCUCUGACUGUGAUGGAUUCCAAAAGGGAUUUCUUCACAAGGCCUUUGCUUGAUUCUAGGAUACUAAAAAUAAUUCAAAUUGCUUUUUGAUUGCUUUCUCUCUUAAACAAAAUUGAUUAAAGCAAAACAGUAAGUAAAACCAUUCUUUGACAAAAAAUAUAUAUUGACUUUUGCCCAAGACACAGUCAAGUGAGGCCAAACCACUUGUAUGUGACAGAACUCCUGUUAAAUAGAAGUGGAGCCUUUGCUUGCAAUUAAAGCAUAUACUGCUUCAUAAGUGGUUAACCUAAAUGUCACACACAAACAGCUCUGGCAACCGCUGAAAGAUUUUUUGAAAAAAUGCCCAUUAGACGUUAGCUGUACUUUGGGUGACUCUGGAAUUAACAACUCAGUUACUGGGUAUCAUUUAAAGCUCAGCUGGAUAAGAUCACUGCGUGGAGGACUGGGACAGCCUGCCUUUUGGUAGGUAGGAAGGAGAGUGCAUGUAUCAGUCAGAGGUUCCAGUGGAAGUACCACACAGACUUUCUGUCAUGUUCCUGCUCAAUUUGCAUUUCAUACUCAAUCACAGGUGAUCUAAUAUACAGUACAUAGAUUUGCAUAUGACCAGAAGACCGAAGGCUCACUUGAUUUGGAUAUGUUAUUUUAUGAAAGCACAAAAGCAACAUGUGUAGCAAAUUUAUCUCAGAGAAUGAGUUGGUCCACAUGCAGCACAACAAAAUCAGAUGUGUAGAUCUUCCUGUGCCCAAAAAAUCAAGCAAUGAAGUAAACAUUCAGCAAGCGUGGCUGUAUAAGGCCUUCUAUUCCUCUCCACUCCUGCCCUUGACCAAGGAAUGUUCCAGAGAGUGGUGGCUGGGAACGAGGCCGCGCAGCCUCAGACAGGCCAUCACAUGCAGCAGCCGCAGGCUCCAGUCCGGUCUUCUCUGAACCCUGCUGAUUUGGUAAGCAUUCAAAAGCCUGAGAGACUGAGUCUGUCUUUAUAAAUGCUCUGUUCUUUGUUUGGAAAAAGAAAAUGAAGGAACAUCACACAGCAGGGUUUUGCCUGUGUGAGAGGGUGAUGGUGUGUAGUUUACAAUGUUUGCAAUUUAUUUCGAUUGUAUUUGCAUAAAAAAGUAU